Nelumbo nucifera (sacred lotus) is the source of this 2492-nucleotide messenger RNA. Its product is annotated as sterol 3-beta-glucosyltransferase UGT80A2-like. Gene Ontology annotation, biological process: carbohydrate metabolic process. Gene Ontology annotation, molecular function: UDP-glycosyltransferase activity; hexosyltransferase activity. The record is from RefSeq and is a predicted model, not a curated record. NCBI's taxonomy places the organism in Eukaryota, Viridiplantae, Streptophyta, Magnoliopsida, Proteales, Nelumbonaceae.
CGUGCCUACGUGAGGACCACCUGUCAACCGUCGCACUGGAAUCCUCAAAAAUCAAAAUCAGCCCAAGAACUCUCUCUCUCUGGUCUCUAGACUCGCCACUCUCCACUCUCCAGCAACGGAGCAACCUACUCUAUUUGGAUUCGAGUUCAAACAAUUUGCCAUGUGAAACAGUUUCCUUUUCUUUUUCUUUCCUUUUGUUUUUUAAAAUUCUAACUUCUAGGGUUUUAGUUUCUGUUUGUUUUUUACUGACAAAGAGGGAAAGGAGGAGAAUCUGUGCUUUGCUUCUUUCAAUCCGUCUGCCUAACGUCUUUCUGGGAGGUUCCUUAGAUCUGGAUCUGAAGUACAGUGACUGCACCAGCUAAUCGGCGGUGGUCGGCGAUGGCAGAGCCGGGGGAGCAUCACCGGAGUUCUGAUGAUAGUUCCGGUGAGGACUCUGUUACUUUGGGCACGGAGAUUGUGGGAGAAGGUGGCAGUGGUCGUGAAUUGGGAAGCGGAGAGGCCGCGGGAAGUUCUGAAUCAAACAGGGACAGCUCUUCAGAGGUUGUUGACAAGAAUUUGAAGAGAGCAAAUACUUUGCCUGGGGAGGCACCAAAUGAUAAACCAGAGCCAACUUCAAGUCGGCUCAAGUUGGAAAGAUCAAAAUCUGAGAGGCGCAGACAAGAGGCAGCACAAUUUUUUGAUAAUAAAAUUUCAGUUGAAAAGAAGCUCAAAUAUUUGAACAGAAUAGCUACUGUGAAACAUGAUGGAACUGUAGAAGUUAAAGUUCCAGUGGAUGUGAAAUCAGAGGAUCUUGACCUUCAAACUAAUGAUGCAUGUACUACUGUUCAUGAUGAACCUCUUGACUCAGCAGACUUUCAGUGUUUACCACCAAUGCAAAUAGUAAUGCUUAUUGUUGGUACACGGGGAGAUGUUCAACCAUUUAUUGCCAUUGGUAAACGCUUGCAGGACUAUGGUCAUCGUGUUAGAUUGGCAACUCAUGCAAAUUUUAAAGAGUUUGUUUUGACUUCUGGGUUGGAAUUCUAUCCUUUAGGUGGGGAUCCAAAAGCUCUUGCUGGCUACAUGGUCAAGAAUAAAGGCUUCUUACCAUCUGGACCUUCAGAAAUACCUAUUCAACGGAGACAAAUAAAGGAAAUCAUUUUCUCCUUACUUGAUGCAUGCAAAAACCCCGAUGUUGAUUCCAGUAUUCCUUUUAAAGCUGAUGCCAUAAUUGCAAAUCCCCCAGCAUAUGGGCAUACACAUGUAGCUGAAGCACUAAAAGUACCACUCCAUAUAUUUUUCACAAUGCCAUGGACGCCAACAAGUGAGUUUCCACACCCUUUGUCCCGUGUCAAACAGCAAGCUGGAUAUAGACUGUCAUAUCAAAUUGUUGAUUCUUUGAUUUGGCUUGGAAUACGAGACAUGAUAAAUGAUUUCAGGAAAAAAAAACUGAAGCUAAGACCUGUCACAUAUUUAAGUGGUUCCCAAGGAUCUGCUUCUGAUGUGCCUUAUGGAUAUAUUUGGAGCCCUCACCUUGUUCCAAAACCAAAAGAUUGGGGACCUAAGAUUGAUGUGGUUGGUUUUUGCUUUCUUGACCUUGCAUCAAAUUAUGAGCCUCCAAAAGAUCUUGUAGAAUGGCUUGAAAGAGGUUCAGAACCUAUCUACAUUGGGUUUGGUAGCCUUCCUGUUCAAGAGCCUGAGAAGAUGACACAAAUAAUUGUGGAGGCACUGGAAAAAACUGGACAGAGAGGCAUCAUUGGCAAAGGGUGGGGUGGCCUUGGGAACUUGUCAUAUUUGUUUACCUGGAUUUUUUCCCCAGUGGCAGAAGAAAAGGAAUUUGUAUAUUCUCUGGAUAACUGCCCUCAUGACUGGCUAUUCUUACGGUGCAAGGCUGUGGUACAUCAUGGGGGUGCCGGAACAACAGCUGCUGGCCUUAAAGCUGCGUGUCCAACAACUAUUGUCCCUUUCUUCGGAGACCAACCUUUCUGGGGAGAACAAGUGCAUGCUAGAGGAGUAGGUCCUGCCCCUAUCCCGGUUGAUGAGUUCUCACUUCCAAGGCUGGUUGAUGCGAUUAUGUUCAUGUUAGAUUCUGAGGUGAAGGAGCGGGCAAUGAAACUAGCCAAAGCUAUCAAAUCUGAGGAUGGAGUAGAAGGAGCAGUAAGAGCUUUCUUUAAGCAUCUUUCUUCCAAAAAGCCCGAGUCUCAACCAUCACCAGUGCCAUCAGGUUUCUACGAACAAUGCUUUGGUUCUGUAAGAAGAUGUUUUGGUUGCUCAUAAUUCCCAGAUCCAUUUUGUUGCCCCUUCUCCUUUUCCUUUGUACCUCAUUUUCAUUUUUCUUCUUUGUUUUCAUUUCCAAUGUUCUUGUAUUCAAUUAUUACAGUUUUCUUGUGAAAAUUAUCUUAUUUUCACAUUAUACCUUCCCCCAUAUAUAAGGUGAGUUUCAGUGUAUUACUAAUCAAACUUUGUAGCAUGAUCCUUCACUUAUUUUCUAUGGAAAUCCUUUUUGUUUUCUCCCA